This is a messenger RNA of Homarus americanus (American lobster), 1813 nucleotides long. Its product is annotated as zinc metalloproteinase nas-14-like. Gene Ontology annotation, biological process: proteolysis. Gene Ontology annotation, cellular component: extracellular region. Gene Ontology annotation, molecular function: metalloendopeptidase activity; zinc ion binding; chitin binding. The record is from RefSeq and is a predicted model, not a curated record. Lineage: Eukaryota; Metazoa; Arthropoda; Malacostraca; Decapoda; Nephropidae.
GCGGAGACCCAGGGACAAUGCCAGUACGGGAAGUGACUAGCCAGCGGUAACACCCUCCCCUGUGGUCCUCCCUCACCCUCAACACCAGUUACCUCCUCUCCUGUCCCUUUUAGCGCCAAUACUAGUACCCACGUCACGUUGCCAGGGAGUUUCACCUCCGUCUUGGCCCGACAUACCGCCGAGUGACAGACAUCAGUUUUUAACACAGUAAGCUCAGUGAUCCGCCGUAGUCACUACUGUCCUUCGCGUCAAAAUCGAAGAGAAAAGUUCGUUUUUCACUUUCUUCCGGCUGCCACCACUAGCUGUAACGCCACCACUGCCAACACUCAGCGCCACCAUGGCACUAAGAGGCCUCCACACACUCGUGGUGUUGGCGGCUGUCAGUAGGUUUGCUGUGACAGUACCAGUGUCAGUUCAUCACGGCUCAAUCGCCUACGAUGAAUUGCCUUCGUUCCUGGAAGCGGAUAUUUUACCAGAUAAAAUUCUACCUAAGAUGGUGAUGAAGGAUAACUACAAACUGUGGCCUGGCGGUACCCUCAUCUUCAAGCUGGACUACGACGUCAACGCCAAUACAUACGUGACGGACAUCAUCCAGGCCGCCAUAGACAAGAUCAACGAGGUGAACUGUGUCAAGAUUGUGGAGGCAGGGAGCCAGGCCAAGGACUACGUUUCUAUCCGUUUGGGGCAGUUCUACUCUUCCCACGUAGGCAAGCAGGGAGGCGUCCAGAACCUUACUGUCGUCAAGGAUGAGAUUGACAUUGGUUCAACUAUGCACGAAUUGAUGCACGCCUUCGGGUUCGGUCACGAGCACAAUAGACCUGACAGAGAUGAUUAUGUCACCAUUAACUUCACCAACGUUGAGGAGGAAGCUCAGCAUUACUUCACCAAGUACACAGUUGGGACAGAGGUUUAAAUUGACGGAACUGGACAAGAAGCGACUUGCCGUGACCUACAGCUGCCACAUCUGCGACUCCUCUGAGCAUGACAACCUCAUGUUCCGCUACCCCGGGGACUGUACCAAGUUCUACAAGUGCUCCAACACCAUCCCUUACGUCAUGAGUUGUCCAGCCGGGUUACACUUCAGCACCAACCAUAAUUACUGUGACUAUCCUCCGCUGGCCAACUGUACCUCUAUGUCACUCUAAGUUGACUGCAUCUCCGUCGGUUCACAUGAUCACACUGGAAAGGAUUAACAGGACCACUCGGAGUUGACUUUUCCAGUGAACUAACUGGACAGGAUUCACUGUAAUGUCCUUCACCGUCAUCUCAAGAAAAUUGGUCUUAAUAAACUUCACCAUCACAUCAAUAAAUACUCCCUCGUCUACCACCCUAAACUAACUGCUUUUGAUAGACUGUUCCGCCAUCACGUAGCCUCCACACUGCCUCAAAAUGCCAGAUGCUCAUUGUGCUCCUGGCGACUCGCCUCAGAUAGUCACCUGAGUUGAGACACACUGACAUAAACUGACAGAACAGAUAUCAAUGUAAUCGAGUCCAGUUAUUGCUGCCUUCACCCUUGGAUAAUUGGGACACUACUGUAGUCUUAAAUUUUAUUAAUUGGAACACUACUACAAGAAAACUCUGGCUAACCAAAACACUAUUCUAGUUCUUGGGGAAAACGUUGGCGAAAUGAAGCAAUAAUCUACUUCUUGGGGAAAACCUUGACAACCUGAAGCACCAAUGUACCGCCCCAUAACCAACACAAAUGAGACGUGGUUACACUUCCUCGUUUACAAUCACAAUAACAUAAGGAAUUAGAUUCUUCCUCUAUAUCUCGAUAACUUACUUUAUACACAUAUUAAAUUAUUAUUAUCAA